AUGCCUUGUCAGCCAGUCAUCUGCACAGAAGUUACAAUCAUUGAUGAUGACACGGUAGAGUUGCUGGAGAAGACUUUCACUGUUCGACUGGAAAGAACUCCUGGUCUUGACUACAGGAUCUCACUUGAAGAUACACCUGCAACCAUCACCAUCACUGAUGAUGAUGGAACUGGUGAUGACUACAUUACCAUGACAGUUGAACAAUGUGCCAUCCAAAAGUGUGUUCUGGUUCCUGUGAAUAUCUCUGCCAUCAAUCAACUCAGUAUCAACCUGGAACCUCCAGCCAAUCACGAUAACAGAAUUGAGCUCAUUGAUGUGAAGCACAAUAUGACUAUUUUGUCUACUUUCGUGCCAACAGUGGAAUUUGAAAGACGGUCAUUGACUGUGCAAGAGGAGGAUGGUAGAGCUGAAGUGUGUGUGUUAGUUACAGCUCAUGGGCAUCAUUCAGAGCUACCCAUCCCUCUUACCCUCUCAACUUCAGAUGUCACAGCAGUGGCAGGCCAAGACUACAGGUCACUACAGUCAAUCCUCAAAUUGGACCCUUCUGAAGAGAAAGCCUGUUUUGAUGUGGCCAUUAUUAAUGAUGUGAGGGUAGAAGAUAUGGAACAGUUCACACUUAGUCUAGUCUAUGAUUUUGGAAGUGGUGGUGAUGUUAUCGUAAAAGAAGACAAGGUUGACAUCUGGAUCAAUGAUACUGAUGAAGCCUUAGUGCAGUUGGAAAGGGAGCACUACUCUUUAACCGAAGGAGCAGAUUGUGAAAUAUGUGCCAUUUCAUUAGUUGCUGUGGAAACAGAGAUUUGCAUCAGAUUUAAAAUCCUUGGGAUAAAAGUGAAAAUCUGUAUUACAUUUCCCCAACCAAGUUGUGGGAUAUUCCGUGUUGAAGAAAACAAUAUCCUUGAGAAUCCCUCUACAAGACCUAUAACACUAGAAAGCGAUGAUAGUAGGAUAUCUAUAAUUGGGAAUGGAUCGAUCACUAUCAGAGACAAUCCCAGUUUUGUACCUGGUGAGGACUAUGAGCCUCUCAAUGAGAAACUAUACUUCGCACCAUGUCAGACGAGGUCAUGCAUCAAUAUAAGCACUAUAGAAGAUGGCUGUGUCGUGGAGCUAGUAAAGAAUUUCACAGUUAUGCUGCGAAGGGAUGCAUUUGACGGCAUAAAGAUAGAGCCAUCGGCAGCAAGCGUUGGAAUCCAUGACAGUGAUGUGGCUUAUGUGAGAAUCAUGGGAGGCAGGAGAGAUGUGCCCGUAAAUGAGGGUGAUGGUUAUGCGAGGUUGUUCUUGGCCGUCACUGAUGAAUUUGGCUCAAUCACUUGCCGUGUCCUAUUUGACUUUACUGUUGCUGUGUACACCGAAGCAGGAACUGCCACGAUUAACAAAGACUACGAACAUAUCAGCAGAAAUAUUCAGUUCAGUAGAGAUCUUGUAGAAUCCGUGAGGAUAAGAAUCAUUGACGACGACAUAGUGGACUGUUACAGGGAGGAGACCUUUAAUGUCAUCUUGCAAAACACACCAGGCAUGGCGCAACGAAUCAAGCCCGUCAGGACACCUGUAACAGUCGUCAUAAGAGAUAACGACGUUGCAACAUUUGGUCUAGAGGGAGCUUCCUGCAAGGUUGAUGAAGCUGUAACACUCAGAGUGUGUGUGGUUCUCCGUGACGUGAAACGAGACUGCCCUGUGGAGUUUCCAUUCGACCUCAGACUUGAAGCAAGGGCUGCCACUACAACAUCAGGGGACCACGAUGCCAAUGUGACUGACAUCACAAUUGGAGAGUGUAGUCGGUCGCAGUGUACAAAUAUUACAGUGUAUGACGACAGUUCCCUGGAACUUGACGAAACAUUCUACAUUUCCCUGCUGAAGCUUCCCAACCACGACGGACGGAUUCUGCUUGAUGUUGUGGAGAAGAGAGUCACUAUAGAAGAUAAUGACAACAUCAGUAUUAUUUUUAAUGAUCCGGCAAUAGCGGUGGAGGGCUUUCCAAUACAAGUUUGUCUGUUGGUUGAGGGAAGCCCCAGGAGCGAAUGUCCUUCAUUGGUUGAAAUACAAGUUCAGCUUCGGACUGAGGAUGGAACUGCAACUUACAGAGGGGACUACGUCCGACAAACAAGAAGACUCACAAUACCUGUUUGUGCAAAGAACUUCUGCUAUAACAUUUCAACGAUUGAUAAUAAUUUAUUGGUGGAGAACCAUGAAUAUUUCUAUGUAACUUUGACACAUGGUUCCAAUGGGGAUUUGAAUGAGAGAAUCAAUAUCCCUACACCCACUCAACGAUACGAAAUAUUUGACAAUGAUAAUGCCGCUGACUAUGAUAAAAGCAGAGUUGACGUGACAUUCAGACCCUGUGAUGCUCGGGAGUGUGUAGCUGUACCCAUAAUAGAUGACUGCAGUCUGGAAAGAGAUGAAAAUUUCACUAUUUCUUUGGAACCAGAAGUGUUCCUUACAGAUAGGAUCAUUAUAAACGAUAGUCUCACAGUCACUAUUGAAGACAAUGACAACACUUUCAUUGAGAUGGAGCACGCCGAAUAUAAAGUUUUCGAGAAUGCAAGUCAGAUUGAAGUUUGUGCUGUUAUAAGACCAGCUGGCUGUAAACCGUCAAUAGACUUCCCAGUGCGUAUUUACACUCGUUCUGAUAGCGCAGAAGCUACAGGGCUAAGUGCAGAUUACGUGAGCACUGAAACAAAUUUGAUCUUCUCUUCGUCCGUCAACAAGGCAGUGUGCAUGCCCAUCAACAUCAUUGAAAAUAUUGAGGUGGAGCAUCUCGAAGAAUCGUUCCACGUGACUCUCCAACUAGUAGAAAAUACGCCUGAUGGGGUAAACCUGACUCGUAAUGAGGCCGAGGUGAUCAUCGUUGAUGAUGAUGUGGCUGAGCUGGGCUUUGUGAUGUUGGCCUAUACAGUCAGAGAGGAAGACAAUGGCGAAGUUGAGAUUUGUGUGGAGGUCAAGGGUCCAGAUACCAAUGAAUGCCCUGUGGUGUAUCCACUUGAGUUCAUUGUUACAGUCACAGAUAUAACUGCAACUGAAGGUGAAGACUAUGUAGACCCAGUCUACGAUGAGGACAACCCAUUCCGAUAUGAUGCUUGUGCUCGAGAGAACUGCUUCACAAUCGAAAUCAAGAACGACAAUGAAGUAGAGGAUACAAUUGAACAGUUCGAUGUGACGUUGGAGUUUAGCGGUGGGGAAGUCACAGCUGUUACAUUUCAGCAGGAUACUGCAACAGUCGCCAUCAUUGAUGAAGAUGUUGCCAUGGUUUCGUUCACCGAGGAAUUCUACAUCGUCGAUGAAGGAGUUGACAGUGGCAAAGUUAGAGUCUGUGUUAUGGUUGUGCCACCAGUGGACUUUGACUUCUCUGUCAAUUUUACAACUACAGAGGAAGGGUCCGCUGCAGUGGUCAAUGAGGACUACACUGCCACAAAUGCAACUCUGCAAUUUAGAGCUGAUAGCGAAGAGCAAUGUAUCGAUGUACCCAUCCUGGAUGACUACGUUUUGGAGGAACUGGAAUUUUUCAAACUUGAACUAAAAAUAUCGAUAACGUUGAGCCUGAAGACAGGAGAGAAGCAGGAGGCCACUGUGGGACUGGAGAAUACGACAUAUACUGUGAUGGAAAAUGAGUUGAAACUCAAUGUGUGUGUGGUGGUGAAUGCUCCUCUCGUUGGCUGUCCCAUUUUCAUCCCAUUUGAGCUGCUGUUUGUCGCAACUCCGGCCACAGCAUUCCAAGGAAGUGAUUAUAGGGUCCAAGGGCCUACUCUGAGGUUUGGUUCAUGUGCUAAGAGGCAAUGUCUGACGGUAGAUAUAAUCGAUAAUAACCUCAUUGAAGACACUGAAACCUUCACACUCACCCUACAACACCCGCUUAGAGGAGGCACAGAUGAUAUCAUUCUAGGCCCUACAGUGGCUACUGUUACCAUUGAAGACGAAGAUAUGACGAUUGUCACUUUUGAUAGAACGGAGUACAGUGUCCAGGAAACAAGUGGUAGUUUAACAAUCUGUGCAAGAGUGGUCAGCCCUGCAGUGUCCUGUCCAGUCACCACUCCCUUCUCCCUGACCUUAUACGUUUACGAUGGCACUGCCUCCAACAACUCCGACUAUGUGGCUUACAGAAUACAAACAAUAGAGUUUUCCCAUUGUAGGAGAAGCGCAUGUGCUCCCCGUAAUAUUACCUUUGUCAACGAUCGCAAUGACGUUGAGGUUGAGGAAGUGGAGUCAUUUGACCUCUUCCUAACCAGCAAUUUCCCUCUUGUCAGACCUGAUCCCUACACUGCUGAAGUCAUCAUCCAUGAUGAUUCAGAAAGGGCUUAUAUCCGACUUGAGCAAAGGGCAUUUACUGUGAUAGAAGGAGUGGAUGCGACAGUCAGAAUAUGUGCAGAGGUUUACGACCCCACACCAGACCGGAGCUCCUGUCCAGUUGUCUUUGACUUUGAGAUAUAUCUAUCAGUUGAUGGGGAGGACUUUCCAAUGGCAUUUAGGCGGUGUUCUUUCAAUGCAUGCGUGUCCGUUCCAAUUGACGAUGAUGAACAACUUGAGCUGACAAAAAGAUAUACAUAUCGACUGGAGAGAACAGAUGACCUUGACAGAAGGAUCAUCGUCAACACUGCAUCAGGAACACUCACAGUCAUUGAUGACCCCACAGAUGAGGCGGUAUUAAAGCUGGACAAAACAGCAUACAGUGUCCAAGAGGAGAAUAGAACUGUUACAGUCUGUGUUGAAGUUGACAGCCCAGUUAUAGAUACUCCAAUCGAUUUCUCCUUCUCCGUUCUACUCAACACUAUUGACGGCACUGCUGUCAGCAUAACCCGGGGAAAUGUAAGAGCUGAUUUCAGUGCUCAAAGAAGAUCAUUCUAUUUUUCUGUUCGUGAGACGAGAGAGUGUUACAACAUACCCGUCACCAAUGACGACACCCAAGAAGACAAAGAGACGUUUACUGUCACUGUCAAUAGGACCUCUAGUCUGGACCCCAGGAUCAGAUUAGAAGACAAUGUGGCAGUGGUGUCCAUCAUUGAUGCUGACAUUGCUACAGUGGAGUUUGAAAGUACGGCGUACAGUGUAGAGAGAAUGCUGGGCAAGUGCUAGUGUGUGUGGCUAUCACCAGUCGACAUUCCUACUGUCCUGUGGGCUAUGACUUCUCACUAUUACUCGGAAACAUAGCAGGAAGUGCAAAUGAAGAUGGACUAUGUAUCCCAGGACGCGACGGGUGAUCUAAUAAUUGAAGCAUGUCACCGAAGGCAGUGUUUCUCCGUUGGUAUUGUGGACACCAAAAGGUGGAGGAAGAGGAGAUUUUUACAUCAGUCUCAUGAGGACUGAGCAGCUUGAUCCUCUCAUCAAAAUAGGCUCCCGGAACAAGACAAAUGUUACCAUCAGAGACGAUGAUACGGCUAGGUUUGGUCUGACUCAAGCUCAGUACAGGGUAGAGGAAGGCCAAACACUGACAGAGACUGUGUGUGUGGGGUUGUUAGAAGAAAGUGGAGACUGUGUUGUGCCGUUCUCUAUCAAUGUUAUAUUCAACAGCAGGGACGGCUCAGCUGAUUCACCUGAAGACUAUGCAGCUCUGAGUGCGGUUAUGGCACGUGUCCCUCCCUGUACCUCUCAAAUCUGUGUCAACAUCGAAACCGUUAAUGAUGAGCUAAUAGAAGGGGAUGAAAACUUGUAUGUGUCAAUCACCAGAGGCAUCGAAUGGGAUUCCAGAAUCAGUUUAACUCAGACACGUUCUGAGGUUGUCAUCGAGGACGAUGACUCUGCCAGAGUCACCAUCCAAAACUCAAACUACAGAGUUAACGAAGCCGAUAGACGAGUGACAAUCUGUGCUCAAGUGCGAAGUCCUUUCCCAGUCAGUGCAGACUGUGAACUAGACUUUUCCUUCAGUGUCAGAUUGGUUCCAAUUGCUGGAACUGCAGGACCUUCAGAUUAUGGAUCAUCAAUAACAGUGAUACUUCGCAAGAUGCGCUAUGGAAGCCUGUGGAACAAUAAGUAUUCGUGACGACUCCAUCAUGGAGAAGGCAGAGGAAGAGUUUACUGUCUCUCUGCAAAGUGCAAAUACUGACACCAGAGUUAGAGUCAGUGCUAGGGACCAGCACUGUCCGGAUUACUGAUGAUGAUGAUGUGACCAUUGGUUUGCAGUAUAGUGCAUACACUGUGAGAGAGUCAAGUGGUAGGGUACAGGUGUGUGCCACGAUGAGUGGAACAAGUGACAUCAACAGCACAGUCCUUCUAGCCACGGUCUCCGGCACUGCAGGCACUGGCACACCGUCAGAUUUUGACAGCGAGUCUCAUAGUGUGACAUUCGAGCCAAGAAGUUCCCGACAAUGUGUCUAUUUCAACAUCACGGAUGACAAUAUUGUAGAAGAGAGAGAGUACUUCAAUGUCACUUUGGGAAGGACUGCAGACCUGGACGAUAGAGUUCAGCUUAGACAAACAUCUACAACUAUUUUUAUCAACGAUAAUGACAGGGCAACCGUGAGACUGGAUCCACUAGUUGCGGAGAAUACUGAGGGGAGAUCUGUCGAACUCUGUGCUGUCGUGGAGUCUGCCAGCACAGGCUGUCGCGUUGAAUAUGAUUUCAACAUAACUUUUGAUAUCAGAGGAACUGCAGAUAAGGGGGAAGACUAUUCUGGUCUGGAGUCAUACCUAACAAUACCUAAAUGCAGAAACAGGCAGUGUAUGACGAUACAGAUCACAGAGGACCAGGUUGUGGAAAUGAAUGAGACCAUUUUAGUUAGGAUUUCUCGGAGUGUGAACUCUGUCGACUAUGACAGAAGUACAGCGACCAUCACCAUCUAUGACAAUGACAUUGCGAUGGUCCGCCUCAUGUCUCUCUACCAGAUAGUACGGGAGAAUGUUGGUAGAGCGAGUGUUUGUGCUGUCGUCAGUGGACAUCCAGUUAAAUCUAUUGCCUUCCCCUUUUAUAUACGGUUCACAUUUAUCCCCAGACAGUGCAACUCGUCCUGAAGACUUUAGUACGACACAGGUAGAUGUGAGAUAUGAUCCUGUCCGGAACGAGGCGUGUGCUCAGCUGGUAGUGGUGGACUUUCCUGGAGUGGAGUUGCCCGAGUCGCUCUAUGUGGAGAUCGAACUGAAGGACGAUCAUUCAGCCAUUCAGAUCAGCAACACUCAGAAUUAUGGAAUCAUUGAGAUAAUGGAUGACGACGUUGCUGGAGUAGGUCUGGAGAGGACUGUCUACACUAUGAGCUCUACUGCUGAAACAGUGGAAGUGUGUCUCUACGUAUCAAGGCCAGCAAUAAGUUGCCCCAUCACUUUCCCCUUCGACAUCUUCUUCAAUAUAACAAUCAGUGCAGAUGUGUUUGAAGUUGAUACAACCCAAGAGCUCAGUCAGGGCGAUGGCAUCGAUGAAGAAGGACGCGGACUCUACAAACUCCUCUUUGACUCGUGCCAGAAGCGAUUCUGUUUCGAUGUCAGUCGGAGGGACCGUAACAAGUGGAGACCGUGGAAGGUUUGAGAUGACUGUAACCAGGACACCAGACCACGGCCGGACCACCGAGAUUGUUUCAAACAUGGGAUAUAUCGAAAUUCGUUAACGGGACUAUACUGAAUGAAUAACUGCAAACUGUAUACUAUAGAGAGAGCUGUGUAUUCCCCCAUUAAUUAAGCGUACUGUAAUUGGUGAAAUUUGUUGUAUUUUGCUUGUCAAGCACAGCUCAAUAAUGCAUAUUGUUUAUGCGAAGUAUGUGUCAUAUGCGGAAUCAAUGCUGCUGGUUGGAGUUUUCUGUUAGAUAGGCAGCUGAGGAUGUGUGG
Geodia barretti is the source of this 7737-nucleotide messenger RNA. The record is from the annotation of a GenBank genome assembly. NCBI's taxonomy places the organism in Eukaryota, Metazoa, Porifera, Demospongiae, Tetractinellida, Geodiidae.